GGUUUGUAUAGGGUUACGGACAAAAGAAACGUGUUAGAUACAAAAAGGAGGUGUAUGGCAGGGAUGUAAGGAAGAGGAAAUUGGGGUUGACUUUGGCAAAAAAAAGCACCGGAGAAAUAGUAGUCCUAGUCCCCAAACUGGGGCUGGGGUUGUUUUUUUUGUAUGUUGCUUGUCUGGGCAGUUAGUUACAACUUCCAACCUGGAUUUGGAAACUCAAUCACAACUUUAUUAUGAUCAAUUUAACCGCUUUCUUCUUCUUUUGGCGGGCAUUGUUGAGCCAUUGAAUUGAAUUUCCCAAUUAUAUGAUCUGGGUUUCAUCUACAUUUUCAUUCAUAUAUUUAGGGUUGGUUGAUUUGAUCGAUUAUUUGGAAUUCAGAAAUGGCGUAUAGAAGGAGAGCUGGGGGUAUAAGCAGGUCUACCACUUUCAAGGAAUACCCAGAAGAAGAAUUUGAUCAUGAUCAUAACAAUAGAACCAAUUCUUUUAAAUUGAAAAAAGAUAAAGAUGAUGAUGAUGAUGAUGAUUCUGCUGGAUCCUUGGCUGCCAGAGCCACCCGAGCCUCCGCCGCGCAUCGCGAUUCUUCCGGCUAUGGUUCUGCUUAUGCGUCUCCCUCCGCUGCCGCUGCCGCCACCGCCACCGCUGAACCUCCUCCUUCUCUCUCUCUUCGUAAUUCUCCACAAUUCCGAUCCAUUUCCUUUUCAAAGGGAUCCGAGAGCAGUUCAGUGAAAGACUCAGAAGACCCUAAAGAUGGAUUUUGGGGUAUCUUAGCCAGGAAGGCCAAAUCAAUUCUUGAUGAAGAGGAUAAGCAAUUUCAGUCUUCUACUAAGAUUAAGUCACAACUUCAUGAUGAGGAUAAUCAGACUGGCUCAAAGAUUGAUAAUGCUCGAUUGAGGAAGCGCAUCGAUGCCAUUACUUCUUCCCUUAAUACCCUUGGUGAUACCCUUGGCAAUGCUUUUGAGGAAGGUCUUUCAAUCAUGGAGCACAAGACUGCUGAUAUUAUUCAAGAAACUCGCAGUAGGACAGCUGAUUUCAUCCAAGAAACACGCAAACUCCAACUUCGUAGAAGAGGAGGCACUACUUCAGAUACUCCUGAUCAGGCAACUGUUGUGCACAACACUUCAUGGCAGCGACCAGUUCUUCAGCCUGUGCAGACAAGUUCACUAACCAAUCAAGAAACGCAACUCAAGGCUUCUCGCGACGUUGCAAUGGCUACUGCUGCCAAAGCAAAAGUUCUUCUGCGGGAGCUUAAAACCGUGAAAGCUGAUUUAGCCUUUGCAAAGGAGCGUUGUGCACAACUAGAAGAAGAAAAUAAGAGACUUCGAGAGAAUCGAGAGAAAGGAGACAACCCUGCUGAUGAUGAUCUGAUACGUCUACAGCUGGAAACUCUUUUAGCUGAGAAGGCUCGUCUAGCCCAUGAAAACUCUGUAUAUGCACGUGAAAAUCGGUUUCUCAGAGAGAUUGUUGAAUACCACCAACUGACAAUGCAAGAUGUUGUCUAUUUGGAUGAAGGUGCUGAAGAAGUCACAGAAGUUUACCCAUUCUCUAUUGAUGAGGCCAAGGUGCUGUCGAGUACCCCAACAUCACCAAUAUCCCCAAGUUUUCUUCCAGAAGUUUCUUCCCUUGACUUUCCAGAGGACCACACAAAGGAAAUUCCUAAAGAGGUAUCUGACAUCACUUCAUCAUUACUCAUAUCUCCAUCUUCACCUCCUAAGAUUUGCCCUACCAACUACUCACCCGAAAGGACAGAAUCCUCAGAAGUUCCAACUUCACAAUUAGUGGUGUCUGAUGGAGAAAUAAAAGUUUCCUGUUAUGGUGAACCACAAAUUGCUACAGAUGAAGCUCUCCACAGACCUCCGGCUUCAUCUCCUUAAUAAUAAACUGCCCCGUUCUGUCACGAUGCCUUUGGGUAGCCAAUAGGCCAUAGCUGUUGCACUUUUUGCUAUUAUUGUCCCUACCCCUUUUCAUUUUUUUCUUGAUCAAUUCUUUUGGGAGGUAUUGCCUGGGUCAACAAUUUCCCACUUUGUUAAAUAAUGUAUCUAAUCUUAUUUUGGCUUAUAUAAUGCUCUCCAACAUGGCUAGAACUCUUCAGUUUUUGUAAGGGAGAAGUUCAAAAGCUUGAUUAUAAUUUUGCACAGCUUGUUUAAAGCUUUCUCGGUUUCUCCUGUCUCCUCUAGUUGAGUUGAAUGGAAACUAAACCCCUCUGACCUUUUUGGUAUUUUUAUCGUGUUUUUUGUAUUUCAUGGAAGCAACUUUUUUGACAAUUUCCUCUAGUAAUUGGUACAAUUGUAAAACUAAUAGCUACAAUGGUGCAUUGUUGUUUUAGCAUUAUCUUCGGCAA
Molecule: messenger RNA, 2336 nt
Organism: Chenopodium quinoa (quinoa)
Lineage: Eukaryota; Viridiplantae; Streptophyta; Magnoliopsida; Caryophyllales; Amaranthaceae
Exons: 6
Coding region: 379-1869 (496 amino acids)
Source: RefSeq, a predicted model, not a curated record